AUGUACUCCUGCGCAAAUUAUCCACGCGGCUGCCGUGGCCGCUGCAACAUCCCCGGUGGGAAGUGCAGUGACUGCACUGUGCUGAAUCUCCGACGACCAUACACCUCCGUCUCUCCCUUUGCGCAGAACCGCGACUUCCGCCGCCCAAUGCGCUCCGUCUUUGCGCCUCAGGAGGCCCCCGAUAAGACCAACGAGGUCUAG
This is a messenger RNA of Talaromyces proteolyticus, 201 nucleotides long. RefSeq lists its product as uncharacterized. The record is from RefSeq and is a predicted model, not a curated record. Bases 1 to 201 code for a protein of 66 amino acids. The transcript has 2 exons. NCBI's taxonomy places the organism in Eukaryota, Fungi, Ascomycota, Eurotiomycetes, Eurotiales, Trichocomaceae.